Molecule: messenger RNA, 7008 nt
Organism: Clarias gariepinus (North African catfish)
Lineage: Eukaryota; Metazoa; Chordata; Actinopteri; Siluriformes; Clariidae
Gene: dip2cb
Product: disco-interacting protein 2 homolog Cb
Exons: 38
Coding region: 542-5317 (1591 amino acids)
Source: RefSeq, a predicted model, not a curated record
GUGUGUGUGUGUGCGCGCGCGCGCUGGAUUCUUGUCUCGGAUUUAAGUUGCACUAGAGAAACCCAUCUGUAAAGUUGAAAAGAUGUUCUGCAAACGUGGGAAACUUCUGCGUAAAGAAUGUCUGGAUUAUUGCAGCGUCACGAGCAGAAUCAUGCGUGAGAUUUCCACAGACAGCUGCAGAUUUCCGUUAGGGCCUCACUAACAGUGAGCUCUGUCGCCCUCCACCGGGAAUGCGUGCGCCGCGAUCACGUGACCCGGACGCCACGGCACAGGCGCUGAGGCGUCGCUGUAGCUGAGACGCUUCUCUGUUCUCCGCCGCAAAUCACUGGCGUUCGCAGCAUCCUGAUUAACCGGAGCCGCGUCUCCUCUUCUCUCUGUCUCUCUCUCUUCUCUUUCUCGUGCGCGCGCGGUCAAUGCACGAGCCAGUAACAAUUUAGAGCGCGUGGCGUCUCGAGUCGGAUGCUCGCUCACACACUCAUGCUGCCCGUUUGGGCUCUGAGAACGACUCGAGUGUGAGAAUCGGAUCCGGGGAGGAGACCGAAUGGCGGAGCGUGAUGCAUUACCGCUGCCGCUGGACAUCCGAGCGCGGAUCGCCGAGUUGGAGCUGGAGCUGUCUGAAGGGGACAUCACUCAGAAGGGUUAUGAAAAGAAACGAGCCAAGCUCAUUCGAGCCUACUUGCCCCAUGCACCAGUGGGAGCGGAGUCUCGAGUCCCUGUGACUCCUUCGUCGUCGUCUUCAUUCUCGUCUCGGUACCAGCGACGGCGCUCCACCGGCUCACGGGAUGAGCGAUAUUGCUCAGACGUUCACUCGGAAGCAGUGCAGGCAGCAUUGGAGCGUCAGUGUGAAAGAAAGAUGGCCGUCCCCAUGCCCUCUAAACGACACUCCCUUGUUGUCCAAACAUCUAUGGAGGCAUACACACCCCCAGGUCACUAUGACUCCUCGUCAUGCUCUGAGGGUGAAGGCUCCUUAGGAAGAGCUAGAGGUGCAGGAGUGGAGGCCUGGAUCAGCCGAGCACUUCGUGGAUCAUCUUCAUCAACCACAUCUUCAUCAUCAUCACACAGCAAUGGAUCUGCCAAUGCAGCGCGUUUGGCUGAGUGUAAUGCACACUCCUACAACUUUGGCCAAGUUUCUCAUCUGUCUCUGAAGAGGCGGGGCUUGAGGGAGAUGGGUGUCUCAUUAGAGAAUGGUAACGCUGGUCAGCGCUCUUAUGACUACCAGUCCGAACGUCCUUGGUCAUCGCUGGACUCAGAGGAUAGUCAUCCUGCACCUCCUGACAUCACAAGCUGCAUGUCCGACCCACCCCUUGUUACCAUGGAGCGCCCGCAGGUCGCCUUGCCAACCAAGCCUAUGCCCAAAUAUGGAAACGCUGAGCUCAUGGAGACGGGAGAUGGUGUGCCUGUGAGUAGUCGUGUGUCCUCUAAGAUUCAGCAGCUGGUAAACACUCUGAAGAAGCCUAAGAGACGUCCACUGAGGGAGUACUUCAUUGAUGACUUUGAGGAACUGUUGGAGGUCCGGCAGCCUGAUCCUUCUUUACCACAUCCAGAAGGGGCGGAAUCGAAAAUAUGCCAAGGGGAGGAACUGGGAAGACUUAAGAAUUGCCCUGCUUCUUUGGAGGCAGCCUUACAGCGUUGGGGGGCCAUUGCACCCAAAGCACCAUGUCUGACCAUCACACACGCUGGUGCUAAACAACCAUACACACUUACAUUUGGUAAGCUGUGGUCCAGGAGCAUGAAGGUGGCUUAUUACAUCCUCCACAAACUUGGAACCAAGCAAGAACCCAUCGUCCGGCCGGGAGACAGAGUGGCGUUAGUGUACCCCAAUAACGACCCCGUGGCAUUUUUGGUGGCGUUUUAUGGCUGUCUGUUAGCUGAAGUCGUCCCAGUACCUAUUGAAGUUCCACUUAGUAAAAAGGAUGCUGGCAGUCAGCAGAUUGGUUUCCUAUUGGGCAGCUGCGGUGUUGCCGUGGCACUGACCAGUGAUGCGUGCCACAAAGGCCUUCCCAAGAGCCUCAGUGGUGACAUUGUGCAGUUCAAAGGCUGGCCAAAGUUGUUGUGGGUUGUGACGGAGUCCAAGCAUCUAUCGAAGCCUCCCAGGGAGUGGUACCCUCUGAUUAAAGACGCCAACAAUGACACUGCAUAUAUCGAGUAUAAGACUUGCAAAGACGGAAGUGUUCUGGGAGUGACUGUGACGAGAAUGGCCAUGCUGACACACUGCCAAACACUAACACACACAUGUGGAUACAGUGAAGGUGAGACUCUUGUGAAUGUGCUGGAUUUUAAGAAGGACGUUGGACUGUGGCAUGGUGUUUUAACGAGCGUCCUCAACAUGCUCCACACUGUGAGCGUCCCGUAUGCGCUCAUGAAGGUGAAUCCUUUGUCCUGGGUCCAGAAGGUUUGUCAGUAUAAAGCCAAAGUGGUGUGUGUGAAGAGUAGGGAUCUUCACUGGGCUCUGAUAGCACACAGAGAUCAGGGGGACGUCAAUCUGAGCUCUCUUCGUAUGCUGCUAGUUGCUGAUGGAGCAAAUCCAUGGUCAAUCUCGUCAUGUGAUGCAUUCCUGAACGUGUUUCAGAGCUUGGGUUUGAGGUCAGAGGUCAUCUGUCCAUGUGCCAGCUCCCCAGAGGCUCUUACCGUUGCUGUACGGAGACCGAGUGACGGCAGCUCUAAGCCUGUAGGCCGAGGCGUCCUCAGUAUGAUGGGACUGAGUCACGGUGUUAUCCGGAUCGACACAGGAGAAAAGCUGUCUGUCCUCACGCUGCACGAUGUUGGCACGCCCAUGCCAGGAGCGCUGAUGUGUGUGGUGAAGCUGGAAGGUAUUCCCCAGCUGUGUAAAACAGAUGAGAUUGGAGAGAUCUGCGUGUCCUCCAUCGCCACGGGAACGUCUUACUACGGUCUCUCAGGCAUGAGCAAAAACACGUUUGAGGUGUGUCCUGUGACCAGCAGCGGUGUGUUAGUGAGUGACUGUGUGUUCGUACGAUCAGGGCUGUUGGGAUUUGUAGGCCCAGGCGGAGCCGUCUUUGUUGCCGGAAAGUUGGACGGAUUAAUGCAAGUCGGGGGCAGGAGACAUAACAGCGAUGACAUCGUUGCUACUGCACUUGCAGUCGAACCCAUGAAGUUUGUGUACAGAGGAAGGAUAGCUGUGUUCUCCAUCACUGUGCUUCAUGAUGAGAGGAUCGUGGUGGUGGCAGAGCAGAGACCAGACUCUACUGAAGAGGAGAGCUUCCAGUGGAUGAGCCGAGUACUGCAGGCUAUAGAUAGUAUCCAUCAGGUUGGUGUGUAUUGCCUGGCGCUGGUUCCGUCUAACACUUUGCCCAAAACUCCUCUCGGGGGAAUCCACCUCUCUGAGACAAAACAGCUGUUCCAGGAAGGAGCCCUGCACCCCUGCAACAUCCUCAUGUGCCCUCAUUCUUGCGUCACCAAUCUGCCCAAACCCCGACAGAAACAACCCGCUGCAGAGGUUGGUCCUGCCUCUGUAAUGGUGGGGAACCUGGUAGCGGGAAAGCGCAUGGCGCAGGCCAGCGGGCGAGACCUCAGUCAGGAGGACAAUGAUCAGUUCCUUUUCCUGCCUGAGGUGUUGCAGUGGAGAGCUCAAACUACACCUGACCACAUACUUUACACACUUAUUAACUCAAGGGGGGCAGUUGGAAAUUCUCUAACAUGUGUGCAGCUCCAUAAAAGAGCAGAGAAGAUUGCUGCACUGCUGUUUGAGAGAGGGCAGCUGCGCGAGGGCGAUCACGUAGCAUUAGUGUACCCACCAGGUUUAGAUCUGAUUGCUGCCUUCUACGGGUGUUUGUAUGCUGGCUGUAUCCCCAUCACAGUCAGGCCACCUCAUCCCCAAAACAUCUCUACCACUCUGCCAACUGUCAAAAUGAUUGUAGAGGUGAGUCGCUCGGGGUGUGUUAUGACCACACAGACAAUCAGUAAACUUCUGAAGUCUAAAGAGGCAUCAGCUGUGGUGGACCUCCGAUCAUGGCCUCCCGUCCUCGACACAGACGAUCUGCCAAAGAGACGGUCUCAUCUGCUGUAUAAGCCAUGUGAUCCAGAGUCUUUGGCCUACUUGGACUUCAGUGUGUCCACCACUGGCAUGCUUGCUGGAGUAAAGAUGUCUCACAGUGCUACAAGUGCUUUAUGUCGCUCUAUAAAGUUGCAGUGUGAGCUGUAUCCGUCCCGUGAAGUAGCUGUGUGUUUGGAUCCCUACUGUGGUCUAGGCUUCGUCAUCUGGUGCCUCUGCAGUGUGUAUGCAGGGCACCAGUCCAUACUAAUCCCUCCAGCAGAGUUAGAAGUAAACCCGGCGCUGUGGUUGCUCUCCGUCAGCCAGUUUAAAGUGAGAGACACUUUCUGUUCCUACUCAGUCAUGGAGCUCUGUACCAAGACCCUCGGCACGCUCACUAACUCACUCAAGGCCCGUGGACUGGAUCUGUCCCGUGUCCGCACAUGUGUUGUCGUGGCAGAGGAGAGGCCUCGCAUCUCUCUAACUCAGUCCUUCUCCAAGCUUUUUAAAGAUGUUGGGCUUCACCCUCGUGCUGUCAGUACAUCCUUCGGCUGCAGGGUGAAUCUUGCUGUGUGUCUGCAGGGGACCUCAGGACCAGACCCCACCACUGUCUAUGUGGACAUGAGAGCACUCAGACAUGACAGAGUACGCUUGGUGGAAAAGGGGUCUCCACAUAGUUUGCCGCUCAUGGAGUCAGGCAAGAUCUUACCUGGUGUCCGCAUCAUCAUCGCCAAUCCAGAGACCAAAGGGCCAAUCGGAGAUUCUCAUUUAGGAGAGAUAUGGGUACACAGCAGUCAGAAUGCUAGUGGGUAUUUCUCAGUAUUCGGAGAAGAGAAUGUUCGCUUGGAUCAUUUCAGUUCCAGACUCAGUUUUGGAGACACACAGACUGUAUGGGCUAGAACCGGCUACCUCGGAUUCCUCCGCAGGACAGAGCUCACCGACGCCAGUGGGGAGAGGCACGAUGCUCUGUAUGUGGUGGGAGCGUUGGAUGAGGCGAUGGAGCUGAGAGGGAUGCAGUAUCACCCCAUUGACAUCGAGACUUCUAUUAUUCGAACCCAUAAGAGCAUUACAGAAUGCGCUGUGUUCACCUGGACUAAGCUCUUGGUUGUGGUGGUUGAGCUGGACGGUUCAGAACAGGAGGCCCUGGACCUGGUUCCCAUGGUAACCAAUGUAGUUCUAGAGGAGCAUUACCUCAUCGUGGGCGUGGUGGUUGUCGUGGAUACCGGCGUCAUUCCCAUCAACUCGCGUGGAGAGAAGCAGCGCAUGCACCUAAGAGAUGGCUUUCUCGCAGACCAGCUCGACCCCAUAUAUGUUGCAUACAACAUGUAGAAAAGACGUACUCAAACACUUCCAGUUAAAAUGUAGAAAGAGAACCCCCACAGCUGGGUGCAGGGACGUGAUGCAGAAAAGCAUAGGUUCGAUCCUAAACAUGGCAACCCACUGACAGAAACAUGCACUUUCAUCAAUUCCCUCGACGUAUUUAUAAAUGGUGAAAAAAUGUGUAGAAACACACGCAUAUACGAUUACUUUUUAAAGCUGAAAGCACUAACUGAUAAAAUGCAGAUAAAUAAACAAUGGCAUCUCUAAAGUAAAGAGCUAUAGCCAUCCACACACACACACACGCGUAAUGAGUAAGUAUGCGAUCACAGGGUUGUUGCCCAUCAUCAGUCUGUAGCAAAACAGAUUGCACUUUUUGCUUCUUCAUAAACACAUAAGAAUAUGCAUAUUUUUACUGCAUGCAACAUUAAUACAGAGUUUCCACGGAACACACGGAAGGGCACAAUUGAAGGAAAGUGUUGCACGCAAACAAUUUACCACAUGACGCCAAUCCUAACCGGUCAUUUGUAAAUAUCUUUACAGAUGAUGGUUGUCAGCCAAAAAAAACGUAUUGUAAUUCGCCAAUGGGACAAAUUCUCAUCCUGAUGUUGCAAAUGUUACAGAGCUCAUGAUCAGGAAGUGUGCGAAUGCAAUAGAGAAAAGGUUUACAUAUUACAUGCAUAAACAAAUGGCGUACAUAAUCAAGCACUCACCCGUAUAUGGGCCAUGACGCCUGUGUAUAUAAGGGACUUGGAGAUGUAUCUUACAUUUUCUUUAGUGUUCGUGUUUCGUUUAUGUGCAAUUAAUUGUUUUGCUAGUGAUGUAUCAUUUUGUUUAUCCUGCAAUAUUUUCAAGUCAGGGAAUUUUAUAAGAUUUAGUGUCAUGUCUGACAUACUGCUCAUAUUAUCUUAAGGCUUUCUUGUUUUUUUUGUUUUUUUUUUAUAUUUGGUGUUGCAAAAGUAGCCGUUUUAUACAAAGACAUAUCAAAUAAAUCAUUUUAAAUCACAUAUUUUCCUUAAAAUGUGAUUUGUGCACAGGUUGUCCUGUUUGUCAUCCCUUGAUUUUAUGCAAUAGCAUAAGUUAUUUUCUAUUUUAUCAUUUUUUUUAUUUUCAUCUAACGUAUUUUCGGCAUCUUGUGUGAAUAUUAUCCAACACGCAAACACGUACACCUGUAUAUAUAAUGUAUAGCUUGUGUUUAUGACGAAGACAUUAAGCACUGCUUCCUCUCUGUUCUUGUAUGUAGCUUGGGUGGAAAAAGAAAGAGACUCCACAAAAAAUGAAGAAAAAAAAGACCAAGGGAAGGAAUAACAGUCUGAAAUGUGGAGAUUGCUGUGUGUGUAAAUCAUGGUUGAUUUUUAUUUUUCCUUGUCUCCUAAAUUUCCUGCAAGAUUAUGAGCUGUGGGUUCUGUCAUUAUGGUAAAAGCGAAAACAAGAUGUCUUUUAAAAUGUCAAUAAAAUAUUUUCUAUUAUUUAGUAAAAGCAUGAAAAUUGUUCUCUUUCUGUCAGGAUCCUCUCUGUUGAAAUCUUUCAGUGAUCAAGUUUAUUCCGUUUACUUUUGGUGUUGUUUAAAGUAGCUAUUUAUUGGAAUAGCUAAAGUGUUAUUAAAUCAUUAUACCACUUACAUGGCAGAGUUUGAAAGGAACUUCUUGUGCAUGUGAAGUUGGUGUUUUAUUAUUUAGGAAUAAAAUAUUUUAAUAAUUUUA